Molecule: messenger RNA, 1484 nt
Organism: Cicer arietinum (chickpea)
Lineage: Eukaryota; Viridiplantae; Streptophyta; Magnoliopsida; Fabales; Fabaceae
Product: BEL1-like homeodomain protein 9
Biological process (GO): regulation of DNA-templated transcription
Molecular function (GO): DNA binding
Source: RefSeq, a predicted model, not a curated record
CUUCUUCUUCUUCUUCUUCUUCUUCUUCUUCUCUCGUCAACCAUGACCAUUAUAGUGAGUGUCAUGCAAAAUCGAGACCAUAUUUGUGAUCGUAGUGAUCUCCUCUAUCAUUACCAACUUGAAUCACAUAUUGAAACACCGUAUUUCUCUUUGUCAAAAAUCACACCUCCGCUUUUUGAUCAAGAUUCCUAUCACCACGACUAUCACCAACGAAAACCGAGAUCAUAUUUGGACUUAACCAAACAACUUCUUUCGUUACCUAUGCUCAAAAUCGCCAACUGUUACAUUUUAAAAAAUGGGUUUCCACCAUUGUCGUGGCUGUUUUCUUGAAUUCCGGAUAACAUGUUCAUCGUCUUGAAAAACUGAUAUCGUUUUUGGAUUCCUCUUACGAAACCUUCGAGAAGCACUACUUGUUUGUCUAUUUCGGGGAAGUUGAUGUCGGACACUGUCGUUGCUGCAACACGUCGGUGAGAGAAAAAACCCUAUCUUGACUGUUUUGUUUCUAGCACAAAGCUCGAAGUUCCAAGAAAUUGUUUGCAAGAGAGAUGAGUUGCAAGUUUUCAAAUUACCUUAUUGAUACUGACAAGAUAAUGUUAGCAAAACAAACCGGUCUAUCUCGUAACCAGGUGUCUAAUUGGUUUAUAAAUGCAAGAGUGAGACUAUGGAAACCAAUGGUAGAAGAGAUACACAUGCUUGAAUCACAACAAACUCAAAAGGAACCACAAAGAGAUGAGAAUCCAUCUACCUCAACAGACAAAUUUCAGUUACGUUCAAAUAACAACAUUGCAGAGAAUCCAUGUAACUCCACAGACAAGUUUCAUAAUGUCGCAUAUAAACGGACUAGAAACGAACUUUCAAAUAUGUCGGUGUUGAAUCAACAAGUUGGUAGUAAUGGAGUGAGCAUGGGGAGUAACGUUGCAACGAGCAAUAAUGGUGUCUCUCUGACACUCGGUCUUCAUCAGAAUCAUGGUAUUGGGUUAUCAGAGCCGUUUAACAUGAGUGUCGCCCAAUGUUUUGGCCUUGCACUUCAACCUGAUAGCUACGUCAUGAGUACUUUUCAAUCACAAAAUAGACAAUUUGGUAGAGACCUUAUUGGAGGGCAAAUUUUGCAUGACUUUGUAGGGUGAAGUUAUAGAUAUGCUUGGACUUAAUUCAAUUAGGGUGAUACACUAUUUUCUAUGAUUGGUUUCAUCAAUCACUAGAAAUUAGGAAAAGAAGAGUUAUUGAAAUAUUGACAUGCAAAAGUCUUAUUGAAGAGACCUAGUUUGGGAUUAAGUGGUCUUGUACAUUCAUUUUUAUUUUAGUAGGGGGGAAAAAUAUUGUUAUAGUCAAAUUGAUCCAUUUCACCCUUCUGUGUUGUUGCACUACAAAAAAAAGUAUCUAGCGUGACACUCAGAUUUUGUGAUAUUUUUUUUAUCUGUCACUAAAGUUACUUUUAACUACAGUUAAAGUGUCACUAUUUCUAAAUAUUAUGUAAAAAAAAA